Messenger RNA from Tachyglossus aculeatus (Australian echidna), 1500 nucleotides. It is a transcript of the gene ZNF639, whose product is annotated as zinc finger protein 639. Gene Ontology annotation, biological process: regulation of transcription by RNA polymerase II. NCBI's taxonomy places the organism in Eukaryota, Metazoa, Chordata, Mammalia, Monotremata, Tachyglossidae. Gene Ontology annotation, cellular component: nucleus. The annotation marks the transcript as partial. The record is from RefSeq and is a predicted model, not a curated record. The transcript is spliced from 3 exons. Gene Ontology annotation, molecular function: RNA polymerase II transcription regulatory region sequence-specific DNA binding; DNA-binding transcription factor activity, RNA polymerase II-specific.
UUCUACUCAGAUUCUGCAGGGAUAAACAAAAUUUCAGAUGGAUUCAAUGGAAUUUUCUCUGACCAUUGCUAUAGUGUCUGUUCUAUCCGACAUCCAGACUUAAAAUACUUUGAGAACAAAGAUGACGAUUCCGAUACAGAGCUAUCGAGCGACUCGCCUAAGUUCGCGGAGGGAAUCGGAGCCAGGAAGAGAAAUCAGAACUACCUAGUUCACAGUCCUGUGCUCAGAAUACUAGACCACGCCACCUUUCCUACAGAGAAACCCGGCCCCGACGUUGAAAUCUGUGACGACGAGUGUGACUCCCCGGAAUCCGUCCAUCCCCCAAACUCGGAGGAGAGCCCUAUAGAGGUUCACGCCGCGGAAGACGUUCCGAUCGCCGCGGAGGUGCACGCCAUCUCCGAGGAUUAUGACGCAGAGCCCGAAAACGUUUCGUCCGAAAGCCUUCAGGGCCAGAUGGAUGAAGAACCGCCUGCUAAAUUUUGUAAAGUCCUGGACAGGGGUCAGGCCCUGAACGUCACUGCCCAGCAGAAGUGGCCCUUGUUAAGAGCUAACAGCAGCGGCCUCUAUAAGUGUGAACUCUGUGAGUUUAACAGCAAGUACUUUUCUGACCUGAAGCAGCAUCUGAUCCUGAAGCACAAACGCCCCGAUUCCAACGUGUGCCGGGUCUGCAAAGAAAGCUUCUCUACCAACGUGCUCCUGGUCGAGCACGCCAAACUGCACGAGGAGGAUCCCUACAUCUGUAAAUACUGCGAUUACAAAACUGUGAUAUUUGAAAACCUCAGCCAGCACAUUGCGGACACUCAUUUUAGCGAUCACCUGUAUUGGUGCGAGCAGUGUGACGUGCAGUUCUCUUCAAGCAGCGAGCUCUACCUGCAUUUCCAGGAGCAUAGCUGCGACGAACAGUACCUCUGUCAGUUUUGUGAGCACGAAACCAAUGACCCGGAAGAUUUGCACAGCCACGUGGUGAACGAACACGCGUGCAAACUAAUAGAGCUAAGCGAUAAGUACAACAGCGGGGAGCACGGACAGUACAGCCCUUUCAGCAAAAUUACUUUCGAUAAAUGUAAGAACUUCUUCGUGUGUCAGGUGUGCGGUUUUCGAAGUCGACUGCAUACGAACGUCAACAGGCAUGUGGCUAUCGAACACACGAAAAUUUUCCCUCACGUUUGCGACGACUGCGGGAGAGGAUUUUCGAGUAUGCUCGAAUACUGCAAGCAUUUAAAUUCACACCUCUCCGAGGGGAUUUAUUUAUGUCAAUACUGUGAAUAUUCCACAGGACAGAUCGGAGAUCUUAAGACGCAUCUAGAUUUCAGGCACGCAGCUGACUUACCUCAUAAAUGUAAGGACUGUUUGAUGAGGUUCGGGAAUGAGAAGGAACUUAUAAUUCACCAUCAAGUUCAUGAAGCAACUUGAUUUCGGUCCUCCGAAUUCACAGGGUCUUUUUGUAAAAUAAUAAAUUCAGUUUUAAUUAAGAGAUUUUUACAGCGGGUGAUAACGUUC